UUUACGCAACAGUUAAGAAAUGUAAGUUAAAGGUUGUUUUUUUAUUUUAUUUUUUUAAGGGUGGCACAUCUACCACUCAAAUAUUGUACUCAGGCAGGUAACAGAUAAAAAAUAACAGCUAACUCUCCAAGGGUGCGUAGCUUCGUAACGUCCCUCACUGAAAAUCAAUGUAUAGCGCGCAUGCGUUGCAGAUUUUCUUCGCCGCUGUCAAGAGCACCGGCGAAGUAAAUUGUUUAUAACACAGUGAAUAUUAACACCCAGCAAACAAAUUCAACAAAAAUAAAUAAAACUUAAAACAUACAGUGUAACAAUAUAAUAGGUAUUCACAAACAGUGUCAACAAAAUGAAAUGUUACAUAGCUAUGUGAACAAAGUAUUUUGUUUCUUGUAUAUUUUUAAACUGUAAUUAAGGAAAGUUAAAAUUAGGUAAUCAUGUUUACUAUAUCGAAUACCUUCAAAUAAACUGAGAGGGAGUAAAAAAACAAACAUUAAGAAAAAUAUGUAGGUGUGAGUGACGGAGUCUUAAAUAAAGGAAAAUGAACGAGACUCUUGGUCGCGGGUACGCCCGCAUUGAGGCGAUCCGCGCGGCGCGAGGCGAGCCCCUGUCGUCCAUGCCGGACCCAGUGGCCCCGCCUCCAGACCAGUACAACUCCGUGUACCUGACUCUGUUCGUCGCAGGAGCCGCCUUCCUGCUACCCUUUAACAGUUUCAUCAUGGCUGUGGACUACUUCCAGAUGCACUACCCUAAUACUACGAUCAUGUUCGACAUGUCCACUGUGUAUAUAGCCUCGGCUUGCGUCGCCGUCUGCAUCAACAACCUCGUACUGGACCUGUUUACAUACAACACUAGGAUCACCUUUGGUAUUCUAGUGUCCCUAGCUACGAUGCUGUUCGUGGCUGUAUGUAACAUCGGUUGGGACGGAUUCUCCACACGAGCCUCCUACAUCAUUAACUUAGUAGCAAUUGGUGUAGUGGCAUUUGGGUGUACAGUCCAACAGGCCUCGUACUAUGGUCUGACAGGCUGUCUCCCGCCAAGAUACACCCAGGCUGUAAUGGCCGGUGAAAGUGCCGCUGGGUUUUGGGUCUCACUAGACCGUAUCGUCACAAAGUACGGUUUCCGGCAGCCACAGCGAAGUACCUUCAUGUUCUUCGUGUUCUCCAUUCUGAUCCUGCUGGCGCAUACCAUGCUGCAUCACGUGAUGAUGCGCCAUCCCCUCGUUCAGCACUACAUACGACUCACUGUUGAAUCCCGACAAAAGAGGCGUAUCCAACUACACUUGAAUCCUAAUGAAGACGCUACAUUGAUGGAGAGCGAAGCAACUGAUGCAGGUUAUGGUGUUCUAAAGUUGCAGAGUCCAGUGCUUUCAACAACAGGUGAAAUCGAGAACAGCGCCUUCAGUUUCGCCAACCCAGUGUACUCACCAUCGGGGGCGCCGGUACCACCCUCAGAAGGGGCGGUGGAGCCGUUCCCAGACACCGCAAAUUCGGAGACCUCAUCAACACUGCGCACUCCUCGACCUUCAUACAAAGUAGAGGACGUUGUUUACGAGCCACCGGAUAGACCCACUUCCUGGAGAGCCUUCAAACGCGGGUUAGCAGCACGCUGGGCAGUAGCUCGCGCUAUCUACCCGUACAUGGUGUCAAUCGGGCUGGUGUACUUCACCACGCUGAGCCUGUACCCCGGCAUAGCGUCAGAGGUGCCCUCCUGCCGCCUCGGCACCUGGAUGCCUAUCGUGCUUAUGUCCGCCUUUAACCUCUUUGACUUCCUUGGGAAAAUCGCGGCCGCGUGGCCGUACGAGUGGAGCCGCAGCCAGCUACUGAUGGCGAGUGGAGUGCGGCUGCUGCUGGUGCCGCUGAUGCUGCUGUGUGCGGCGCCACGACACUCGCCGCAUAUUGUCGGCGAUGUAUAUCCAAUCCUUUUCUCAGUGGUGCUGGGUUUCUCAAAUGGCCUGUUUGGCUCUGUGCCCAUGAUAAUGGCGCCAUCUCGCGUGGGACGCGAGCAUCGUGAAAUCGCUGGUAACAUGAUGACAUUGUCAUAUAACGGCGGUCUGCUAUCAGGCGCACUAGUAUCUUACUUACUGCUGGGCAUGCUGGGCCCACCGGCGGGCGCCCCGUGCCGCCUCUACCCCACUCCGCCGUUGCCCACACUCCCACCAGCAACACCUGCUAAUGUCUCCUCUGUUAUUGCCGCCGUACUCACCGCUGACCACUAACCAGAAAGCAAGCCUUAAAGCGUAUUAUAAAGUGUUAAUACGUUGUUCGUUGUAAAAUAUAAUUGUUGUUACUGUAUAAGUAUAGAUAAUUUCUUCAUAGUCACUGGAUAUAGCCAUAGUUCUGAAUAUUUAUAAUAUGUCGCUGAUCUUUCUUAAACUCUGUACAGACUUAGGUCUUCUUUCCGAUUAGGAAACUGAUACAUGUGUCCUAUAUAACUACUACGAUUUUGUAAGUGAGUACUUAUAUCUCUUUAGGUCUAUGGAAGGUUUAAAACUAAAUCAUACCAUCACAUACUAAGAUAAAGGAAUAGAUAAAGGAACCACAUCAUUGACAUCCAACGAUGCCAACGAUGACAUUCACUUAGAACGCACCUGUACCUACCUAAUUACAGAAAAACACAUCUAGCUAAUCCGUACUUGAACAUUCGUUAAAAUGUAGUUAAAUUGUAUGUAAAAUAUUAAUAUAGGUAGCUAGAAAAUACGUUUAAAAAUAAUUUGUUGGUGCAAGUUUACGCAAUAUUAAUUUUAAAUUGUCGUUUAAGAAGUAAUUGCUCUUUUAUAUUCAAAGGAGUUUGUAGUUUAUUAAUUGCGUGAAUUUUACAAAACUUUCAUUUAUUCUAUUAGCAACAGCAGGCUGAGUAAAUGUCGUCCGGUAUAAAUUGUGUACACUCAUAUUUCUAAUUAUACACACAAGUACAUAAUUAAAUGUUAAAAUAAUCCUGAAAAAAUGAUAAAUGUUUUAUGUGAGGGUAAGCCCACUCUACCUGUUGAAGUAAUUUAUUAAGGGAACAAAGGAAGAGGAAGCAAUACGUGGUGUAGUGGUUGUCGCUUCUACAAUUACAAUAAUAUUACUUUAAGACUUGGGCGUAUACUACCUGUUAGUAAAUUUAAACUUGCACUCAUAAAUUAAUAACUUAAUUAUAGUUAUAGAGAAAUAACACAGCCGCGGAUAUCUGCUAUUAGUUUUCUAAAGGCACUUCGCGACCAAAGUAUUCAGUAGUCACUGGCCUCUAUUAAAAUAUGCUGUUUUCUGGCAGUUUUAUACAGAAUAAUAGCAGAGUAUAACUUCUUUACCUUCUCUACUAGAUGUCCAAUCAAGACGGACUCUUCGGACUGCAAAUUAUCGAUGAUGGCUAAAUGAGGGUUUUAUUUUCAGAUAUCUCUUGAGGUUUUUGAUCAUGCUUUCUGCCAAAUUAAUAGCGAUCAUUAUUCCAGCUUAUUUUAAUAAAGGUCUGUGAACGUAGCUAAUAUACCAGUCAGCAUUGAUUGUCUUUUGUUAAUAAUGCAUUGCUCGCUAAGACUUAUACAAAGAGGAGAGUUACCUCUAUCGGCACGCAAUGAAUUAUGAGCAAAUGAAAAAUUGAGCUAGCAUUCUAUGAUUAACGUCCUUCGACGAAGGUACAAUUGUGCCUCCAUUUCAGUGUUCUUACUCAUAAGAAUAUAAAUUCAUGAGUAGUUGAAUAAUUAAGGACUGUUGACUAGAAUAACGCAUCCUUUUAAAAAGGGGAUUAAUUUUCAAAGUUUUGAAAGUAGUCAAUAAAAUAUUUAUGCUGCGCUUAACGCUGAUAAAAUUACCUACUUACCUACCGAUUUUUAUAUUUCAUUGCUAUUUAUAUUUUCAUUUAAAUGGGAUGGUAAAUGGUACAAUGAAAGUGAGACUGAAACAUAAGUGUAUAGUGAAUGGAGUGACUUAUUCUGCUAAUGUAAAAUAUCAACUUAAAUGGCUACCUACCUCUUGCUUUUCUACAGAAGUUUGUUUUCCUAUGUAGAUAUUUGAAUGUACUGUACAUAAUGCAGGUGUAAAUAUUCUUAAUGAAAUAAACUUAUACAUAUCUGGA
Trichoplusia ni (cabbage looper) is the source of this 4050-nucleotide messenger RNA. RefSeq names its product equilibrative nucleoside transporter 4-like (gene Ent3). The record is from RefSeq and is a predicted model, not a curated record. Gene Ontology annotation, molecular function: nucleoside transmembrane transporter activity; monoamine transmembrane transporter activity. Gene Ontology annotation, cellular component: plasma membrane. Gene Ontology annotation, biological process: nucleoside transmembrane transport. The transcript is spliced from 10 exons. The coding region runs from base 536 to 2212 and encodes 558 amino acids. Lineage: Eukaryota; Metazoa; Arthropoda; Insecta; Lepidoptera; Noctuidae.